AUGAAGAUUAGUGUAAAGACAAGUAAGGGCGAGGUGUACACUGUGGAGGUAGAAGGCGCGGAAAGCACAAUAUUGCAGCUUAAAACAAAAAUCUCAGAGCAGGUUGAUGUCCCUGUCUCUAAGAUUCGACUGAUCCACGUGGGAAAGCUUCUUAAGGACAGCGACCCUCUCACAGCAUACAGGCUGGAGGAGGGCUCUACGGUGCAUCUGGUGGUGCCCAGCACGGACAAAAAGCCCAGCCCUGCCAGCACGGGGGAGCAGCCCUCCGCCCAGCCUGCAGCAGGCGCGGGGGCAGGGCCUGCAGAGGCGCAGGGCGCAAGCCGGGCAGCAGCACAGUCUGCCGCGUCUGGGUUUUCAGGCGGCAGUGGGCAAAUUGACCAAGGGUUUUUGAACGCGCUGUCAAACAUGAACGGAAGCGGGCAGGCCGGCACAAACGCAGCGAUGCAGAACCGGGUAAAGGAGCUUAUGAAGAACCCAGAGCAGAUGAAAAUCCUUAUGGAGGCCUCUCUCAGCAUGCAGAACUUCCCGGAGCCAACAAAAAAAAUGAUGAUGGACAACAUAAAUAAGUUUGCAGACAUGGCAAAAAGCAACCCUGAGCAGUUUGAGGCUUUUGUCACGCACAUUUUGGACAAUCCGAGCAUGUACAUGGGGCCUGGAAUGGCCGGGUUUCCUCCGGCAGGAGACAUGCUUGGAGCGGGAAGAGAGCGUGCGCCCGCGGGCGCGCCUUUUGGCGUGCCGGGCAUGCCCUCUUUCGACAGGGAGGAGGCUCUUGCAAAGUACAAGACCGAGCUCGCAGAGCUAGAGCAAAUAGGAUACAGCAACGUCGAGAUGAAUCUUGUGGCGCUGGUCUGCACAGAGGGGGAUCUGACAAAGGCGGUCAAUCUUAUUAUGGAUUGGACAAGCGAAGAUACCCAUUAG
This is a messenger RNA of Nematocida major, 918 nucleotides long. Its product is annotated as ubiquilin. Gene Ontology annotation, cellular component: cytosol. The transcript has a single exon. Gene Ontology annotation, molecular function: polyubiquitin modification-dependent protein binding. The record is from RefSeq and is a predicted model, not a curated record. Gene Ontology annotation, biological process: ubiquitin-dependent protein catabolic process. NCBI's taxonomy places the organism in Eukaryota, Fungi, Microsporidia. The coding region runs from base 1 to 918 and encodes 305 amino acids.